Messenger RNA from Argiope bruennichi, 3058 nucleotides. RefSeq lists its product as uncharacterized. Bases 48 to 542 code for a protein of 164 amino acids. The record is from RefSeq and is a predicted model, not a curated record. The transcript is spliced from 5 exons. Lineage: Eukaryota; Metazoa; Arthropoda; Arachnida; Araneae; Araneidae.
UCUCACAAGCUUCGGUUUUCCGCUGCGAGCAACAACUGUCGUCCGACAUGCAUUUUUUGAAUGUUUUGAUUUUGAUUGUGGCAAUGGUCACUAAUGUCCAGCCUCGACCGCCGCCACCGGUGAUCACCUAUUUUCCUAAUCAAGCUCAUCCAUGGUCAAUUGAUGAAGAUGCUGAAAGGAUGAAUUCCAUUGGAUCCUAUAAGGGAAGCUUGGGGUAUUUUCAUGAUCGUCCAUUUCCUAAAAAUAAGCUUGGAGUGAGAUUCCUUUAUCCUAAGGCUCAAGAAGGAUUUGUGCCAGCUGAUCUGACAGCUUUGAAUAAUGUUUAUUGGUGGAAGAAGCGCUACGGCAGUUCAGCUGCGGAAGAUGUACCCUAUUACAGAAACGAAGAAAACAAUAUGGACGACACUAUGCAUAAUGGCAUCAAAAAGCGAGAUUACACUGCUGCCCAGCUGGUCAACAUGCUGAAAGCAUUAGCCAAGACCAGAAGGCAACGGCAAAUUCGCAUAGCUGGCAAAGGCCUGCGAUUCGGAAUCAGUAAAUAAGAAGAAAAGAAAUCCACAUGUGAAAUCAUGUAACAAUCCAUUCCUGGUAGAACCCAAUUAGUGUCAAAUUUAUCACCCAUUUCAAUAUAUAAGUGUAAAUCAUAAUUUUCAUCAAUGAAGUGAAGGUUCUGGAAUCUCUUACUUAGUUUGCAAAUGAAGUUUUGCAAAUUCUUUUUUUUUUAAGGCAAUACUUGGUUGCCGAAUAUUUUGCUAAUUUGCUUGCCUUGAAUUGUAUGUAAGAUAUUAAUAAUAAUAACAAAUUAUAAUUAUUGUUAAACAAAAAAUAUUUGAAAAAUAGGCUUGAAUACAGCCUACCUGUAAAAAGUUUACGCUAUGACUUUUUAAGUAUUUUUUUAAUUAAGGUAUGGAUAAAAAGAAAUCUCAUUAAAAAAUUUAUGAACUUGGAAAUUGUUUGAUUAAAAAUUCACUAAAGAAAAUUAUAAUAAAAAACUGGACGAAAAAAAAUUAGAAAUUUUAAGGCAUAAAUAGAAAAAUUAUGUCUGAAAAUAAAAUUAAAAGUUAAAGCUUAUUUAAAAGCUAUAAGACAAACAAUUAAAAAAAAGACUGAAGAAAAAGGUUUUUGUUUAUUAUUUUGUUUGGUUGAAUAGGCUUCGCUUGCUUUUUUUUUUUGUUAAUAAUGGUGAAGUUUCUGUUCCACGGGUAUAUUUAGCAGUAAGACUUAAGUCAAAAUGCAUUCUUAUCAUCAUAGUUACCAGAAUCUUUACUUAAAUGAACACAUUGCAUAGCUCUUUUAUGCUUGUUAGCUAUUCAAAAUGGCAGCAAUGUUUUAUUCUUUAAAGUUUGUUUGUACGAAUUAAUUUCUUUUAUUUACCAAGCACUGAAUUAAAUGAUAAGUUAAGAAUUCCUUUAUUGACGGAGUAAUGAAUUAAAUGAUAAGUAACGGAUUUUUUUUCCAUUCUCUGUGGUUAAAAGGUUUUACGACUCUUCAAUUAAAAGCGAUAAACAUGAUAAAAAUACUUGAAAUCAAUCGAAUCACUAACUUUUGAUAUAUUUAGUUACAUGGCUGUAUAAGUUAGCUGUUUUGCUUUAAAACUAGAUCAUACGUUUUAAUUUAAAUUCUCUGAGAAGGACUAUGUUGAAACUGUACUGCCAAGGACUUGACAUUUCUAUUUUGAAUCAUUUUUCAGAAAAAUGUAAUAUAGAAAUUUCAAAUAAUUUUUUUUCUGUGUGUCUCUUUUUUUCUAUCCUAUAUAAAAAGUAAUGUAAAAAUUUACUGAACCCAUGAUCAGUUUAAAAGAUAAAGUAAGAUGUAAAGAUAUUCGUUUAGACAUUAAAUAUUAAAUAUUCUAAUUUCUCACUAUUUUUUUUAUUAUUAUUUGCAGCUAUUUAAAAAUUCGUUGUAGUUAAUAAAAAAACGUUUUAUGAUUAUAAAGUAAUGACUUUUGUCAUUUUAUGAUUAUAAACGUUUCUUUUCUACUUUUAUUAAACAUACAAAAUGCUUAGAUUAAAAUUGCCAAAAGAUAACAAAAAUAUGGCUUGAAACGCUGCAUCAAUUAAAAAAAAAAAAGAAAGAAAAAAGAUUUCUUGAGCAUAUUUAUAACCAUUCUUAAACAUAAAUUGUGCAUCAUCUUUUCAUCAUGCGAAGCUGCAAAUAUUAGAUUAUUCAAAAAAUGUUCAUCAAAAUUCGAACAUUUACAUGAAAUAAUUCUUCUUAGAAAUCUGGCAAUGAUAGUUUCGCUCUUUAGUUAGUAAAAUUCGAAUUCAAAUACAUUGUUUACUAAUUAAUUGUCCUAUUAAUUUGAAUCGUAAUGUUAGUUAUAAUCAGUAUCAUUUUGUUUUUACUACAGUAAAUUUGAAUCAUAGUGUUAGUUAUAAAUAUCAUCAUUUUGUUUUUACAACAUAUAUGCAGUAAACAUAUAUUUACUGAUUAUAUGUUGUUUCAAGAAAGUGUUUAAAACAGACUGAUAAAUUAGAUUAGAUUAGAAAAAAUUUGAAAUGCAAUCCCGACAAAAUGUUUGUUACAUUAAGUCUUUUUUAAAUGUUUAAUUUAUUUAUAAUUUAAAGUUUUGUUUAUUUUCCUUCAAGAGCUUGGAAUAGCUAGGUUAGCUCUUUUGUAAAUAUUAUUCUUCAAUAUUUUAUUUUGUAAAUAUGAGUCCUCGUAUAUUUUAUUUUUAAUAAUGGCAUUAGUUUUGAUAUAUCAUUUAAAAAAUUAUUAUUUGAAUAAUUAAUAGUUUUAAAUAUGUUUUGUGCGUAAGUGAAAUAUUUUAGCAAAUUUGCAAGCUGUUGCAAAAUUGAAAAAUUUACAAAUGAAAGUAAAAUGAAACAAUGUGCAUUUUUGUCACCUAGAAAAACUAUUUCAGUAUUCUUUGCAUUUAAAAUGCUUGUUUCACAAUUGGGAUCAUAAAGAAACUGCAAGAUUAAUAUUUUUCAAUAGUCAGUUUACAAAUAUUGAAAUAUUUGAUUUUAUUUCACAGUAAAAAGCACUAUUCAUGUUGGUGCUAUAUUUUCUCAUGCAUUUUAAAUAUCUGAUAAAAUUUCCUGAAUGUUUAGUCAGU